This is a messenger RNA of Mercenaria mercenaria, 3019 nucleotides long. RefSeq names its product receptor-type tyrosine-protein phosphatase O-like. NCBI's taxonomy places the organism in Eukaryota, Metazoa, Mollusca, Bivalvia, Venerida, Veneridae. Bases 1542 to 2261 code for a protein of 239 amino acids. The transcript has 15 exons. Gene Ontology annotation, biological process: protein dephosphorylation. The record is from RefSeq and is a predicted model, not a curated record. Gene Ontology annotation, molecular function: protein tyrosine phosphatase activity.
CUGAAAAACCAAUAUAGUGAUCAAACUUGGAAUUAAUUUAUUAGUUUUAUUGGCGCAAAAUAGUUAAAUAUUUAUGAACAGUGGACGUUUAAAUUUAAAAUAGACAUUAAUGUGACAACUUGACACUCCUUCACUGAAUAUGUAAACAUUUAAAGAAAUCGAGGAGAACUUUCACAAUGGCAAGUUCUUCAAUCAUUUCGACGUUCCUGCUUGUAGUUCUGAUUGCGGAUGAAAAAAGUGCCGGGAUUGGUGUUCCAUUGUUAAGUACCACACGUGUAAAAGCAGGUGGUGAGAAGAUUUAUACAAUGAACAAAGACUUGUCAGCGCCGCUUGCACUAACUUGACUAGGUGAACCCGUAUAUAUUCUAUAGGAAACCCGACAUCUUGGAAUGAGGGAUUUUUUUUGCCCGUUCGAGCGUGACUUUACCGAUGUAGGAGGAGCAGACCACAAUUAAUUGAUGUAUUUUAUUGAUUGCUCAAAGACCCAGAACGGAAUAAUUAUAUUCUUUUUGCGUUUCCAGGAUGGUAAUAGUACAUGAUUUGAAUGAAUAAAUAUAUAAUUACAAAUUGACAGUGGCAUGUAUUAGGCCAAAAGUAAAGAAAAUGUGUUUUUGAUGUAACAUAAGAAAGCAAAUGGACUGAUGUUCUAUCAAACCUGUUUCCAUGACAUUCCAUGUGUUAGCAUUCAGUCAUGAAAGAAACAAUUAAAUUUUACGGAAAGGUUUUACUUUAGGGUAAGGUUUUAGGAUAAGGGCGAAUAGAAUAAAAAUAAUGUAUAGCAAAAUCGUGUUUUGCUUAAAUCAGUUGAAUACGCUCAAAAUCGGUUCUGCAUCGCCAGUAUAAUUCACUCGAGUUUUUUUUUAUAUUCUAGCACCUCUUAAGCUGGUGGAAGAAACUGAUAGUAAUUUGCUAAUACAGCCAAGUCCUGUGUAAGUGGCAGACAAAGAGAGACAGAUAUCUGUUCAACUGCCUUCACGAGAUCUGUUGUGCAAUCUUCUCAAUGGACAACCUAUACGCUGGGGUGUGGUUGUUGUUCAAGAUGGCAAUCAAAACGAUGUCCCAUUUUCUGGAACUUUACAAGAAUUUAAAAGUAAGCCACUAUCGGUCUAUAAAAGAUGGUCACAGGUUAAGGAUGAUGAUCCAACUCCUGCUUACGUUGCAACUCCACCAGAUUGGAGUCCUAGAUGCUCACCAAAAGACAUAGGCAAGCGGCAGAAGAGGUCAGCAGAACCAACUCCCGAGACGUCUCAUGAAAAUUUUAUAGUUGGAAGUCAAGGAGAGUGCUCAGGUGUGCCAGAUGAUCAGUAUUGUAAUGGAGAAUUGCAACCAGGCAGAAGUUACAGGGCGAAGGCGUUCGUGUGCACUUCUGAAGGAUGCACGGAAACUAGAUAUUCUAUCCCAGUAUCGACCGAUUUGACUGUACCAAUAGCAGCUGGGACAUCAUCGGCGAUCGUUUUGUUGGUGGUUGUAGUUGUUGUUGUUGUUUUCAUUUUGAGGAGGAAACAGUUAGCCGUUUGAAAGAAAAAAGUCCUAAUCACCCAAUGUCAGCAGCAGAACAACAAUGUUGUAGACCAAAGAACAGGUACAAGAAUAUUCUUCCAUUUGAUCACUCGAGAGUGAAGCUGCGGUCAUCAGAUGGCAUGGAAGGAUCUGAUUAUAUUAACGCAAACUACAUUCCGGGAUAUAAUUCUCGAAGAGAAUAUAUUGCGACCCAAGGUGCAACGUUUGAUGAUUUCUGGCGAAUGAUUUGGAAGCAAAACGUAGAUACAAUUGUGAUGCUGACAAAGCUUAUGGAAGAAGGACGACAUAAGUGUGAUGAGUAUUGGCCGGACUUAGGUGAACAUGCAUUCUAUGGUGAUUUGGUUCUGUCUCUUCAGUCAGAAUCGAAUCUGUCAGACUACACAAUUAAGAUAUUUGAAGUAAAAAUGAAAGAGGAACGGAAGACGGUCAGGCAUUUUAGUUACCUAAAAUGGCCGGAGAAGGGUUGUCCCGAAACUCCAAAAUUAUUGCUUGAGUUUGUGAAAGCUGUACGACAGUACACAAAUCCAGAAAAGAGAACGUCAACAGGGCCGACUGUUGUGCACUGCAGUGCCGGUGUAGGACGAACAGGGACAUUUAUAGCUGUUGAUUACUUGUUACAACAUAUCAAGGAUCACGACGAGGUUGACAUAUUUAGUCUUGUCCUAGAAAUGAGGAACCAUAGACUCAGUAUGGUACAGACAGAGGAUCAGUAUGUUUACAUCCAUGAUUGCCUGAAAUAGUUCAUUACAACUAAUACAGAAGAAGACGAGAAUAAAGAUGAACAUGUAUACGUGAAUACUUCUUUCGGAGCACAAGAGGAAACUAUCUAUGAAAAUUCAGGAUAUCAGAAGGAUUGAGGAACAUAAAAACGUUACUUAACUUGAUACACUGUAUGCAUGUGUGCUACAUUAUUAUGUGUGAAAUAUGUAUUUGACAGACAUCACUUUCUGUAUUGCCUUAUAUGACGCUAUACAAUUAUUGUGCGCUAGUAUAGAGAGCUUGUAGGGACCUUAUGGAGUAACCUUUUCGCAGUUCACAAGUAUUCUUCUGUAGAUCCUUCCUGAUCAGUUACAUAAAUAUGUCAUUGUGUGACGGCCAUUUUCUCAUCAAUCAAAGAAGUACAUCAUAUCAUCUUGACAUGCAACGAAACUUUUUUCACUGAUAUCUUGACUUUUACCAUCUAUUUCCGUUCAAAUACCGAGUACAUAUUCAUGGUAUACAUAACUCAUACUAUCAGGAAGUAAAAUUCACAGACUGCAUAUUUCACUGAAAAUAGGUCCAUUUUUUUCAAAUGUUACAUUUAAAUUCACAGAUUGCAUAUUUCACUAAAAUAAGUCCAUUUUCUUUCAAAUGUUACAUAUGAAUUCACAGAUUGCAUAUUUCACUGAAAAAGGUCCAUUUUCUUUCAAAUGUAACAUAUCAAACCAAACAUAUAAUCGGUAGGAAAAUAUUACAUUUCCAAUCAAGUUUCUUCCCAAUAAUAUUUGUAAUACGAAAA